AAACAUUGGUGUGCCCCCAAACGGCUAAGGAAGCUACUCAACUCAAUAGCCACCGAGCAAGCUGUGGAGAUAGUAGACAGAGAGACAGAAGAUCGAGAGCGAUGGGUCUCAAGUCGUUCGUGGAGGUCUCGGCCGAUUCCCACUUCCCGUUGGAAAACUUGCCUUACGGCGUCUUCCGACCGAAAACGGCGGGCGGUGGCGAUCCUUCUACGGGAGUGGCCAUCGGUGAUUAUGUUCUCGAUCUAUCCGCCAUUGCCGCCGCGGGACUCUUCGACGGGCCCUUGCUCAAGAAGUCCCAAUGCUUCAACCAGCCUUCUCUUAAUUUGUUCUUGGAGAUGGGUCGGCCUGCAUGGAAGGAGGCACGUGCAACCAUCCAGAAGCUCUUGUCUGAUGAUGAGCCAACCCUACGUGACAAUAUAAGUUUGAGGAAGAAAUCCCUCCUACCAAGCAAUGAGGUGGAGAUGCUUCUACCAGUUGUAAUUGGAGACUACACAGAUUUUUUCUGCUCCAUGUAUCAUACUAGAAACUGUGGUAUCAUAUUUCGAGGACCGGACAAUCCUAUUAUGCCCAACUGGUUUCACCUUCCUGUUGCUUAUCAUGGACGGGCUUCAUCUGUAGUUAUUUCCGGGACAAAUAUUAUUCGUCCAAGAGGCCAAGGUCAUCCAAUAGGCAGCUCAUCGCCUUAUUUUGGGCCUACAAAGAAACUGGAUUUUGAACUUGAAAUGGCUGCUAUUGUUGGUCCAGGCAAUCAGUUAGGCAAAAAUAUUGAUGUUAGCGAGGCAUAUGACCACAUUUUUGGACUUGUGCUUAUGAAUGACUGGAGUGCCAGGGAUAUCCAAGCAUGGGAGUAUGUCCCCCUCGGGCCUUUUCUUGGAAAGAGUACAACAAUAUCUCCCUGGAUUGUGACCCUUGAUGCUCUAGAACCUUUUGCCUGUGAUCCACCAAAGCAGGAUCCUCAGCCGUUGUCAUAUUUAGCUGAAAAGAAGCAUAUAAAUUAUGACAUUCCUCUGGAGGUCUUGUUCAAACCGGCAGGGCAAGAACAAGCAUCAGUCAUUACAAAGAGUAACUUUAAACAUCUAUACUGGACAAUCACGCAGCAGCUUGCGCACCACACCAUAAAUGGCUGCAAUUUAAGAUCUGGUGAUCUUCUUGGCACUGGCACAAUAAGCGGACCUGAAAAUGACUCGCUUGGCUGCUUGCUAGAGAUAACGUGGAAUGGACAAAACCAACUUAGCUUAAAUGGCUCAGCUCGGACUUUCUUGGAAGAUGGUGAUGAAAUCAUUAUUACUGGGUGCUGUGAGGGGCCAGACUACAAAGUAGGGUUCGGCACGUGCACUGGUAAAAUAAUCCCAGCAAUUCUCGAGGAUAAAUGAUGUCAAAGCCCUUCUCAGUUCUCUUCUCUUGCUUGCUUCUCAGCGCAGAGAGGUUUUUAAUCCCACCAUCUCUUGUCAUUUAAUAAAUAGCUUGCAUUAUGUUUAUUGCUUUUCAUUCCGACACUCCAAAAAUGUGAGGAAAAUAGUUCAUUCACAUAAGUUUGAGCAUGGCUUGAUGGAGACGACUUAUUAAUGAAAUAACCCAUUUUAUUCUCAAGAAAUAACACAAUUUAGCAAAAAUAUAUGUCGGUAACUUGUUUGAU
Molecule: messenger RNA, 1636 nt
Organism: Phalaenopsis equestris
Lineage: Eukaryota; Viridiplantae; Streptophyta; Magnoliopsida; Asparagales; Orchidaceae
Product: fumarylacetoacetase
Exons: 14
Coding region: 102-1373 (423 amino acids)
Biological process (GO): L-phenylalanine catabolic process; L-tyrosine catabolic process; homogentisate catabolic process
Molecular function (GO): fumarylacetoacetase activity
Source: RefSeq, a predicted model, not a curated record